UCAAAAUGAGAAGCUUUGGGAAGUUGGGGCAAUGGCCUCUACUUGCAUUUACUUUGGCCAUUUGCAUAGUAGCCAGCAAUGUUGUUGCUGAUUACUCUUAUGGCCACACUUCUCCAUCUCCUUCUAAGUACUACAAGUCGCCUUAUCCAUCAAAGCAUCAUGUAUCUACUCCUUACUACAAGAAACCAACAAAACCAGUUGAACAUUAUCCAUCGCACUUCUACAAGUCACAUUCGCCAUCAAAGUACCAUAGCCAUUUAACAGUCACUUAUAAACAUUCUCCAUCACACUAUUACAAGUCGCCUUCGCCAUUGAAGUACAAGUCACUUCUACCUUUGAAGCAUGGUUAUCACAAAUCACCAAAACCAACAAAAUAUUACAAAUCGCCUAGUCCUUCAAAGCACAACUACAAAUCCCCAAAAUAUUAUAAGUCACCUGCUCCAUCAAAAUACAACAAGCCGAAGCCACCAACAAAAUAUUAUCAGUCACCAGUUUACUACAAGUCUCCACCACCUCCACCACCAAAAUACGUUAAGAAAUCACCAACUUACUAUAAGUCACCACCUCCACCAAAGUACGUCCAAAAAUCACCAACUUACUAUAAGUCACCUCCUCCACCAUACUACAAACCAUCUCCAUCUUACUAUAAAUCUUCUCCACCUCCACCAAAGUACGUUCAAAAAUCACCAACUUACUAUAAGUCACCUCCAGCACCAUACUACAAACUAUCUCCAUCUUACAAAUCUCCUCCACCUCCACCAAAGUACAUGUAGAAAUCACCAACUUCCUAUAAGUCACCUCCACCGCCGUACUACAAACCAUCUCCAUCUUACAAAUCUCCUCCACCUCCCCCAAAAUACGUCGAGAAAUCACCAACUUACUAUAAAUCACCUCCUCCACCAUACUACAAAUCAUC
Lycium ferocissimum is the source of this 916-nucleotide messenger RNA. Its product is annotated as extensin-1-like. Bases 6 to 773 code for a protein of 255 amino acids. The transcript has a single exon. NCBI's taxonomy places the organism in Eukaryota, Viridiplantae, Streptophyta, Magnoliopsida, Solanales, Solanaceae. The record is from RefSeq and is a predicted model, not a curated record.